GCCAGUUCAGCCAGCCCCCUCCCAGCAGGGGCCCUCCCUGUCCCCCAGGAAAUAAACUGCAGAUAAGUCAGGGAGGGGACAGAGCGGUCAUAGGCGCGCCACGGAGAGGAGCGAGGCGGCGGAGGCACCAUGGGCUGGCAAGACCACAGGUCAGCCACCGAGCUCCGCAAGGAAAAGUCCCGGGAUGCGGCCCGCAGCCGGCGCAGCCAGGAGACCGAGGUGCUGUACCAGCUGGCGCACACGCUACCCUUCGCACGUGGCGUCAGCGCCCACCUGGACAAGGCCUCUAUCAUGCGCCUCACCAUCAGCUACCUGCGCAUGCACCGCCUCUGCGCCUCAGGGGAGUGGAACCAGGUGGGAGCAGGGGGAGAACCACUGGAUGCCUGCUACCUGAAGGCCCUGGAGGGCUUCGUCAUGGUGCUCACCGCCGAGGGAGACAUGGCUUACCUGUCGGAGAAUGUCAGCAAGCACCUGGGCCUCAGUCAGCUGGAGCUCAUUGGACACAGCAUCUUUGAUUUCAUCCACCCCUGUGACCAAGAGGAGCUUCAGGACGCCCUGACCCCCCAGCAGACCCUGUCCAGGAGGAAGGCGGAGGCCCCCCCAACGGAACGGUGCUUCUCCUUGCGCAUGAAGAGUACACUCACCAGCCGUGGGCGCACCCUCAACCUCAAAGCAGCUACCUGGAAGGUGCUACACUGCUCUGGACAUAUGAGGGCCUACAAGCCCCCUGCACAGACUUCUCCAGCUGGGAGCCCCAGCUCAGAGCCUCCCCUUCAGUGUCUAGUGCUCAUCUGCGAAGCCAUCCCCCACCCAGGCAGCCUGGAGCCCCCACUGGGCCGGGGGGCCUUCCUCAGCCGCCACAGCCUGGACAUGAAGUUCACCUACUGUGAUGACAGGAUCGCAGAAGUGGCUGGCUAUAGUCCUGAUGACCUGAUUGGCUGUUCUGCCUACGAGUACAUCCACGCGCUGGACUUCGAUGCAGUCAGCAAGAGCAUCCACACAUUGCUGAGCAAGGGCCAGGCAGUAACAGGGCAGUACCGAUUCCUGGCCCGGAGCGGUGGCUACCUGUGGACCCAGACGCAGGCCACAGUGGUGUCAGGGGGCCGGGGCUCCCAGUCGGAGAGUAUCAUCUGUGUCCAUUUUUUAAUUAGCCGGGUAGAAGAGACCGGAGUGGUGCUGUCCCUGGAGCAAACGGAGCAACAUUCUCGCAGACCCAUUCAGCGGGGCAGCCCCUCUCAGAAGGACGCUUCUAACUCUGGGGGCAGCCUUGAUGCUCCUGGCCCCCGGAUCCUCGCCUUCCUGCACCCCCCUUCCAUGAGCGAGGCUGCCCUGGCCGCUGACCCCCGCCGUUUCUGCAGCCCUGACCUCCGUCGCCUCCUGGGACCAAUCCUGGAUGGGGCUUCAGUAGCUGCCACCCCCAGCACCCCACCAGCCACACGGCGCCCCCGAAGUCCUCUUUCGGCUGAUCUCCCAGAUGAACUACCUGUGGGCACAGAGAAUGUGCACAGACUCUUCACUUCUGGGAAAGACACUGAGGCAGUGGAGACAGAUUUAGAUGUAGCUCAGGAUGCUGAUGCUCUGGAUUUGGAGAUGCUGGCCCCCUACAUCUCCAUGGAUGACGAUUUCCAGCUCAACGCCAGCGAACAGCUACCCAGGGCCUACCACAGACCUCUGGGGGCUGUCCCCCGGCCCCGUGCUCAGAGCUUCCAUGGCCUGUCGCCUCCAGCCUUUGAGCCCUCCCUGCUGCCCCGCUGGGGGAGUGACCCCCGGCUGAGCUGCUCCAGCCCUUCCAGAGGGAACCCCUCCGCAUCCUCUCUCAUGGCUGGGGCUCGGAAGAGGACCCUGGCCCAGAGCUCAGAAGGCGAGGAUGAGGGAGUGGAGCUGCUGGGAGUGCGACCUCCCAAAAGAUGCCCCAGCCCAGAACCUGGAAACUUUCUGCUGUUUCCCCUCAGCCUGAGUUUCCUUCUGACAGGAGGACCAGCCCCAGGGAGCCUGCAGGACCCCAGCACCCCGCUCCUGGACCUGAAUGAGCCCCUGGGCCUGGGCCCCUCACUGCUCUCUCCAUACUCAGACGGGGACACCGACCAGCCCCGGGGCCACUUCCAGCCAGCGGCAGGCUCGGGCCAGGCUGACUGAGCCAGCUCCUCUCCCCAUCUCCCUUCUUCUCCCCCAGAAAGGACCUCAACCACACUCCAAGCCGGCAGCCGACGCACAGGAUGGGGGCACCAGGAGAGGGCCCCUCUCUCCUCUAAGUGCCCCCCUGCCCACCUCGGGCCUACCUCAGCCCUCACCCCUCUGCCUGCUCCCAAUCUGGGGACUCUUUGGGGUGGUCUCAGCUCAGUGACCUCUGGGAGGGGGUCCCUGCCUCCUCCUCCUCCUCUCAGGAUUUCUCUUGGGGUUCUCAAUACUUGGUUACCUCAUUAUCCCUUUCUCUGCCUCUUUUGGCUUUAUUUUGGGGAAUUAGGGGUGGGGAGGGUUAGGGGGUCGGGUCUGUGUUUCCAGGUUCUGGAGAGAACGAUGAUCCACAGGUCACCGUGAUCAUGUUUCCUUCUAUCCUUCUUGUAUUUUUUUUUAUUUUUGUCUAUUUCAUAAUAUGGUUUUUAAUCACAAUGAAUUGCCUGGGGUCUGUAAGAAUGUGGGACUCUGAUCUUUCCCCCCCCCUCAGGUGUCAGUGGGGGCAGGCUCUGGGCUAGACCUUACCCCCAGCAACUUCCCAUUGAGGCCAAAGCCCCCUACGCUGCCCGUCAGCUCUGCCUGCCCCUUCCGUUCUGGGCUUCCUGCUGCCCCAGCUUUGCCUGGACACUGACUUCAUUCAUAGUUCUCCCACUUCAUCUGCUUCCAAACUAUGCAACCUGCAACGUGCUCCCGUUCUGUCCUCUAUAACCUCUGAUCUACACUGGUUCUGGACCACACAACCUCCAGCAUGGUCUGGUUUAGACCUCACCUUCUUCUUCUUCUUUUUUUUUUGAGAUGGAAUCUUGCUCUGUCGCCCAGGCUGGAGUGCAGUGGUGUGAUUUCAGCUUACUGCAGUCUCCUGGGUUCAAGUAAUUCUCCUGCCUCAGCCUCCCAAAUAGCCGGGACUACAGGUGCAUGCCACCACGCCUGACUAAUUUUUGUAUUUUAAGUCGAGAGGGGAUUUCACUUGUUGUCCAGGCUGGUCUUGAACUCCUGACUGCAAAUGAUUUACCUGCCUUGGCCUCCCAAAGUGCUGGGAAAACAGGCUCGAGCCACUGCACCUGGCUCUGACUUGAUCUUGUAAUAACCAGUUCUAGAACCAGAUCAUGCUCUAGUUCUCCUAGAUUCUGAACCUAUGACCUGCUCCACUCACUAGUUCUGGACUGAACAACUUCUAGACCUUGCUGCCUCUGGGGCCCUCUGAUUCAGCAUCUGGUGAUCUGCUAUUUCUCUGGUUCUAGAACUGACUUACAAGUGUCUUCUGACUCUAGACUUCAUCCCAUAAAUUCUCUUGGCUCUAGACUUCAUAAUUUCUAGACUCCUCUUUACUCAAGAUCUGACUCCAAAUUACCUGGGGUCUAGAAUUCAGCCUUCAAUAUCUUCUAAAAGCAGACUUUGCCUUAUACAUUUCCCUGGUUUUAGAUAUUACAACCCUCAACUCCUGAUUCUAGAUCUUAUGGCUUCCGAAUCUCUCUGGUUCUAAAACUCAGACUUUAGGCUUUUUAUUUUUUCUUUUUUUAUUUAAAAAAAUAGAGAUGGGGUUUUGCCAUGUUGCCCAGGCUGGUCUCGAACUCCUGAGCUCAAGCAGUUCUCCCUCCUUGGCCUCACCAAAGUGCUGGGACUUCAGGCAUGAACCACUGAGCACAGCCAGGCUUUUUCUAAUUCUAGACUUUAUUCUAUAAAUUCCUCUGCUUCUAAGCCUGACAGCUUCCAACUGCCUUUGAUUUCAGAUCCAAAUUCCUCUGGUUCUAUAAUUCAGCCUCCAAAUGCUUUUGAUUCUGGAAUCUAGACUUUGCCCUAUAGAGUCCUCUGGUUCUGAAUCUUAUAACCACAACUCUCUAAUUCCAAACCCCACCCUCCUAAAUAUAUUCUGAGCUUCCCCACCCACUGAGUUUACCCCAGUUUCAACCUUCAGUCUUAAGUCUUCCCAUUCCAGGCCCCUGCCCUCUAGGCUGUGCUGCUCCUGGACUUAACGCCUCUCCAUUCUCAUUGCCUACAAGUUCUGUGUCCUAGAACCCCCUCCACUUUCCACCUCAGCCCUCCAGACAUGCACUUACCUUGACUUUACCCCAGAUGUUUGGGGCACCUGGGGUUCCCUCACCCUUUGGGGAGCUUGCAAUCCAAAGACUUCUCCAGCUCCACAGGCACACGCACAGACACAGCACUGUCUGCAGAUUUCGGGUUGGGGAGAGAGGCCAGGACCCCUCAGCUCUCUGCCACCAUCUCUGUGCUUCCCUUACCCCACAGCUUUCUUUCUACAAAUAGUGCUGUUCUUGGUCUCCCACGGGAAAAUGCCUCCCCCUCUUAGCCCCAUUUACCCCCUUUUUGGAAGGUACUGCUCACUCUGUUUUGUCGGGGGUGGCCUGUCCAGAUUGGUGCCAUGGGGGGCCUGACCCCUCCCUCCCUCCCACAGGAGGUAAUGUGGGCCCUAAAUGGAGGGAAUUGUGCUGGGCUAGGGACUGGACCAGCCAUGCUGGCUCUGAAACUCACCAGUCUCUAUACCACCAUAAAGACCUCACCUUGGCAGGCACCAGA
This is a messenger RNA of Callithrix jacchus (white-tufted-ear marmoset), 4710 nucleotides long. It is a transcript of the gene HIF3A, whose product is annotated as hypoxia inducible factor 3 subunit alpha. Gene Ontology annotation, molecular function: protein dimerization activity; DNA-binding transcription factor activity, RNA polymerase II-specific; RNA polymerase II transcription regulatory region sequence-specific DNA binding. Gene Ontology annotation, biological process: regulation of transcription by RNA polymerase II; cellular response to hypoxia. The record is from RefSeq and is a predicted model, not a curated record. Lineage: Eukaryota; Metazoa; Chordata; Mammalia; Primates; Cebidae.